This is a messenger RNA of Histoplasma capsulatum G186AR, 684 nucleotides long. RefSeq lists its product as uncharacterized. The record is from RefSeq and is a predicted model, not a curated record. The transcript has 3 exons. NCBI's taxonomy places the organism in Eukaryota, Fungi, Ascomycota, Eurotiomycetes, Onygenales, Ajellomycetaceae. Bases 1 to 684 code for a protein of 227 amino acids.
AUGGGCCGGCUCUCGUCGAAAAGCUAUAUCAACCUGCACGCUCUCUUCCAGUUUGCGCUCGCCGUCUACCUCACUCGUUACCAGGAAGCUAUCGCGGACUGCGACCUCUCAUACAACGUUAAUGAUGUUAUUCGGAUCGAUGCGACCCCGACGUUCGCCCGACCUCGCUCUCCCUUCGCCUACUGCGGCGUCACCUUGCUAGUCUUCGCUCUUUUCGACCUGAUAUUGGCCACACGGCUACCGUUGAUCAACCAACUGAUCUCCGUGAUGAGCCGCCUCUUCAAUGCCCGGCGCACACAUGACUCCGCGCCGCCCUCAUCCCCGACAUCGUCCACCGCCGACAAAAUGCUCCAAACCUACACCUCCCUCUUUACGCACAUUUGUAUCCUGCUCGCCAUAACGAGGUGUCUAGUUUUCUCCGUCAUAUCAAUACGAAUAUACGCUUCUGCGUCGGAGGUUUGGGUGCCAGCUGCUGCAGCUACCGCUGGAGGCAGAGGGGGGAUGCUGGAUGCCGCUGCGUUGGCCGCGAAAGUGGCCCAUAUAAAAAACAAGGUGGUGCUGGGAUAUGCGGUGGCAGAGAUGAUGAUUUCCGCCUCGACUCUCUUAUCCUUGAAAGAUGAGCGGCUCCAGACGAGACCAGCACUCCUAUUCGGACCACUCAUCCCUUCGCGAUUUCUUCAAUGA